This is a messenger RNA of Oryza brachyantha (malo sina), 1439 nucleotides long. Its product is annotated as vignain-like. The transcript has 4 exons. Gene Ontology annotation, cellular component: lysosome. The coding region runs from base 58 to 1215 and encodes 385 amino acids. The record is from RefSeq and is a predicted model, not a curated record. NCBI's taxonomy places the organism in Eukaryota, Viridiplantae, Streptophyta, Magnoliopsida, Poales, Poaceae. Gene Ontology annotation, molecular function: cysteine-type endopeptidase activity.
AUGUGUUUCAGCUCACUGAAGCUUGCUUGCUAGGUUUCGAGGUGAGAAGUGCACAGGAUGAUGUUGUUGAGGUGUUUGUUGCUGGCGGUGGUGGUGGCGGUGGCGGCGGCGCCGGCGAGGGGCGUCCCGUUCACGGAGAGCGACCUCGCGUCGGAGGAGAGCCUCCGGGCGCUGUACGAGCGGUGGCGGAGCCGGUACACCGUGUCGCGGCGGCCGGGCGGCGGCCUUGCAGGUGGCGCCGAGGGCGACGGUGAGGCUCGCCGGCGGUUCAACGUGUUCGCGGAGAACGCGCGGUACGUCCACGAGGCGAACAAGAGGGACGACCGGCCGUUCAGGCUGGCGCUGAACAAGUUCGCCGACAUGACGACGGACGAGUUCCGGCGCACGUACGCGGGGUCCAGGGCGCGCCACCACCGCAGCCUGAGCGGCGGCCGGCGCGGCGAGGGCAGCUCGUUCCGGUACGGCGGCGGCGGCAGCGACAACCUGCCGCCGGCGGUCGACUGGCGGGACCGUGGCGCCGUCACCGGCGUCAAGGACCAAGGCCAAUGCGGGAGCUGCUGGGCGUUCUCGGCGGUGGCGGCGGUGGAGGGCGUGAACAAGAUCAGCACGGGGAAGCUGGUGUCGCUGUCGGAGCAGGAGCUUGUGGACUGCGACGCCGGCGACAACCAGGGCUGCAACGGCGGGCUCAUGGACUACGCGUUCCAGUUCAUCAAGAAGAACGGAGGCAUCACCACCGAGUCCAACUAUCCCUACCGAGCCGUCCAGGGAAGGUGUAACAGGGCAAAGGCAAGCUCUCACGACGUCACAAUUGAUGGGUACGAGGACGUGCCGGCAAACGACGAGUCCGCUCUACAGAAAGCAGUUGCAAACCAGCCUGUGGCUGUUGCAAUCGAGGCAAGCGGCCAGGAUUUCCAGUUCUACUCCGAGGGUGUCUUCACGGGAGAAUGUGGCACGGAUCUCGACCAUGGGGUUGCGGCGGUUGGGUACGGCACAACGCGAGACGGCACCAAGUACUGGAUCGUGAAGAACUCAUGGGGCGACGAGUGGGGCGAGAGGGGGUACAUCAGGAUGCAGAGAGGGGCGUCGUCGUCGUCAGGAUCGAGUGGGCUGUGUGGCAUCGCCAUGGAGGCCUCGUACCCUAUCAAAUCAGGGUCAGCGCAACACGAGGCUGCUGCUGCUGCUGCAAACGAGAGUGUUGUUAGAGACGAGCUCUGAUCGAUCUCCGAUAGAUCGAUAUAUAUUGUGGUGUUUUUGUGUGUGGUGUUUGUGCUCAAUUGCCCUCAAUUGCUACAGCUUUGCUGGACAAGGGAGAGGGCUGAAUUGAAUCUUUUCUGCUGUUCACGGUUGUACGUACUGUUAUAUGCCACAUGUCACUAUACAUGGGCUAGGCAAAAUAAAUAAAUAGGAGAGCAUGGCUGAAAUAAUUUUCUCAAUUGCAA